CCUCGGAAAAAGUCAUACUAUACAUUGAAUGAAACAACUAUAGUAUAACUUCAUCUCAUCUUAAUGUAACUCUAUAUACUUAUUAGUAUUAAAGAUGGGUAAUGGGUAAUGUCAGACUAUUCCUAUUUCAGUAAUUGUUCAAUUCCAUCAAUCAAUUUGCGACAUACGUCAUAUCUAUAUAUUCAAUCUAGGACUUUUAUGUCUCGUAUAUUAGACACACUUCAACCUUUCAGAUAUCCUUAUAUAACUAUAGAUCUAACUUACUUGGAUAACCAUAUCAAUUACUCUGUUUGAUAACAUCUUCUUAAUUUAACGGUUGUAAUAGUAUUACUGAGUUCCCUUACCUGCAUAUAAUUUUCAUUCCUAAAUAGGAAAUGCGGCUCAAAUCUUUGUCGUUUGCGGUUCAACAACCAAAAAUCAUCCAUCCCCCUUGGCAAACCAUUGGCCACCAACCAUCAUCCAUUUCAAUCUGAUUCAUCAUCAUUGUCAAUGCUAGUUAGUAGAUCGUCUAGAAUCUUAUUCAAUCAAUCCAUUAACUACUACAAACCAAUUGCCCUUUCAAAUCGCAAUUACAGAUCCUUUUCCUCCUCAUUAAGAACCAUGUCUGCUACUCAAAUUGAAACCAUCUCUGAAGGUGAUGGUAAAACUUUCCCAAAACCAGGUGAUACCGUCACUAUUCAUUAUACUGGUACUUUAGAAAACGGUAAGAAAUUCGAUUCUUCCAGAGAUAGAGGUAAGCCUUUCACUUGUACCAUUGGUGUUGGUCAAGUUAUUAAAGGUUGGGAUUACGCUAUUCCAAAAUUAUCAGUAGGUCAAAGAUCAAAAUUAACUAUACCUGGUAAUGAAGCUUAUGGUGAUAGAGGUUUCCCAGGUUUAAUUCCACCAAAUGCUACUUUAAUCUUUGAUGUUGAAUUAUUAGGUGUCAAUUAAAUCUAUUUAUAGUA
Molecule: messenger RNA, 944 nt
Organism: Scheffersomyces coipomensis
Lineage: Eukaryota; Fungi; Ascomycota; Pichiomycetes; Serinales; Debaryomycetaceae
Gene: RBP1
Product: peptidylprolyl isomerase
Exons: 1
Coding region: 490-930 (146 amino acids)
Biological process (GO): protein peptidyl-prolyl isomerization
Cellular component (GO): cytoplasm
Molecular function (GO): peptidyl-prolyl cis-trans isomerase activity
Source: RefSeq, a predicted model, not a curated record